CUAGCUACGGGGGCACUUUUGUUUUAAUUCUCCUUGAUGCAGGUGACUGUGAGAGUUUUAAUGAUUGACAGGGCACUGCGGGGUCUAGUGGAUACGUUUUAAGAGGACCGUCGGUACAAAGUUAAGGUUUUUUGGGGAAGUGCGGAGCAGAUGGAGGAUCCUCCUGCAGACUCUGGCGGCGGUGCUGGAGCGGAGGGGCCCGCGGUGCAGGUGGCAGACAUAUGUUGGCCGCUCGAAGCUCACCCUCUGCGGCUCUUGGAGUGGAAAGUUAAACCUGGGACCCUCGUUAACGUGGACUCCGUGCUAGCACUGUGCGUUCCUAUACCUCCAGAGGAGAAGGGAGCUGCCAGACUGCCAGAGAAGAAGGUGAAGUCGGACCGUGCUGGAGUAGUCAAGGAGCUAUGCUGUCAACUCGGACAGGUCAUACCUCCCGGCGGGGUCAUCAUCAGAAUAGAAGAAUGCAGCCAUCCGAUAGUGAUGAAGGGUUUGUGCGCCGAGUGCGGCCAGGACCUGACUCAGCUGCAGAACACAAAUGGGAACCAGCAAAAUCCCAUCUCCACAGCAACAGUCUCCAUGGUGCACAGUGUGCCUGAGUUGAUGGUCAGCUCAGAGCAAGCAGAACAGCUGGGCAGAGAAGACCAGCAGAGACUCUAUCGGAACAAAAAACUGGUCCUGAUGGUGGAUCUGGACCAGACGCUUAUCCACACCACUGAACAGCACUGCCAGCGUAUGUCCAACAAGGGCAUUUUCCACUUCCAGCUCGGGCGAGGAGAACCCAUGCUCCACACUCGACUACGCCCGCACUGCAAGGACUUCUUGGAGAAAAUCGCCAAACUCUACGAGUUACACGUCUUCACAUUCGGGAGCCGCCUUUAUGCACACACCAUCGCCGGUUUUCUGGAUCCUGAAAAGAAGCUUUUCUCUCAUCGCAUCCUUUCCAGAGACGAGUGCAUCGAUCCUUUCUCCAAGACGGGGAAUCUUAGGAAUCUUUUCCCUUGUGGGGAUUCGAUGGUCUGCAUCAUCGACGAUCGAGAGGACGUGUGGAAGUUUGCACCUAACCUCAUCACUGUGAAGAAAUACAUUUACUUCCAGGGCACAGGGGACAUCAACGCUCCGCCAGGAUCACGGGAAGCUCAGAUUGCCAAGAAAGGAAGCACAUCAAGUCGGCCGGCAGAGAGCACAGAAUCGGCGAAGACACCUGGCGCUGAGGAGCAAAAUAAUGGCCUCAGGAAAAAGGCGAAGGACAUUUCUGGAAAGGAAGAGUCCUCAACAUCUCAGUCUUCUCAGGGAGUACCAACAAAUGAACGGACACAUCCCACAGGGGUUGUAGAGGAUGAGGCACUCCAUAGUAAAGGGUCAGAGAAUGAGGCAGAAUCUGAGGUGGGGUCAAAGGAAACUCAGGUGGGUGACAACCAAACAAAUAUUAAGGAAGAUGAUAGCAACAGGACACGAGAGGCACAGGACAGUGUAAACUCAUCAGUGCCAAGUCAUGAGUCAAAUAACCUUGACUUUGACCUUUCUAGUGACAGUGACAGUGACUCCAUAAUAGAUAAGCCUCCCUCAUCAGAGAGUGACGGUGAAGGUAAGUCUUGCCAGACAAAGAAACCUGGGCAGGAAGGAUCCACGCAAGAGGCCGGUGAUGGGGACGGGACUAAAGAAGGAGACAGUAAAGGUCGGAGUGAAGGAGAAAACAGCUCUGACCCAGCAGAACCUUCAGGAGUUCUGCUCCCAGACCCUGAGCUGGGAAAUGGCUGCUCAGAUAAGAGAGAGCCAGAAACAGAGUCACAGAAUAGUGAACAAUCUGGGGUAACCAUGGGGGAGGAGCUGCUGGACCAGAGUAUGGAGGACGAGGAGGAAGAAGAAGACAACGACCAAGACGAUCACUUGAUCUACCUGGAGGAAGUGCUGGAAAGGAUCCACGCUGAGUACUACACCCGUUACGAAGCCCACCUGAAGAAGGAAUCCUCAGAAACGCUGGACAUCCGCAAGAUUGUCCCAGAGCUAAAAAGCAAGACACUGGAGGGCACAACGAUAGUGUUCAGCGGCCUGUACCCAACCAACUACCCAAUGGAGAGGACUCGUGAGUACUACCAUGCCAAGGCACUGGGGGCCAAGAUUGGCAAGAAUCUGGUUCUUAGCUCCCAAGAUCCCAGUUUGACGACGCAUCUCAUCGCAGCAAGAGCUGGCACCGAGAAGGUUCGUCAAGCGCAGGGCUGCAAGCACCUCCAUGUCGUCAAUCCCGACUGGCUAUGGAGUUGUCUGGAGCGCUGGGAGAGGGUGGAGGAGCAGCUCUACCCACUAAAGGAGGACUACUCCAAGACACCACGGAGCAACAGUCCAGCAGCUUUCUUUGACCACCAGGGCUCCGUGCAUAAACAUCUUUUCCAACCAGCUCCCAUCCACAGACCUCAACCUGCAGCCCCGGAAGUUCGGACUUAUGACCCCGUAACAGGGAAGCUGAUCCGCAGGGGCCCUCAGGUGUCACGGUCAUCCUACCUCCAGGCGUCAGGGUCUAUGUUGCUCUCUGAUCAUAGAGAGCAGUCUUGUCUCAGGGGAACUUCAAAGAAUCAGCAAGAUGAGGCUGCAGGGUCCAGCCAAGACGACGAGCAGCCUGGGCCGUCUCGUCGAAAACGACAGCCGAGCAUGUCAGAAUCGAUGCCUCUGUACACACUUUGCAAGGAGGAUCUAGAGAGCAUGGACAAAGAGGUGGAUGACAUCCUAGGCGAGGAGAGCGACAACGAGAGUGAGGGGCGAGGGAAGGAGAAACCAGGUAAUGAGGAGGUGGAGGAAGAAGAGCAGCAGCAGCAGCAACAGCAGCACCAGCAGCAGCCAGCAUCUAAACAGAUAAGAGGAGGGGGGCUCGGUCCUCAGGUGCUGAGAGUGGAGGAGACGAUCCAGGAAACAUCCAGUGAGGCCACUCUGCCAGCUAGUGUGCCAAGGGGCCACAAACGAAAGCACGAUGAUGCCAAAGAAGAGGAGGAAGAUGCGGACGACGACAUGGAGGACAAAGAGAAGGAGGCAGACUCUGCCGACGAGUCCUCUAAAGAGUCCAACGAGGAAGAGGAGGGCAGCAGCUCAGAAGCGGACGAGAUGGCUGCCGCUUUGGAUGCAGAGCUGAAUGACUUUAUGUGAAGGGACUCAUUCAUUGGUAAUGGACAACAAAAAAAGCCCCCGUCACCCCUUAAAGUGGUACCUAAAAAUCCUAUUUUCACCACUUUGGAAUCCGUGUGUACGUAGGAUGUAUGAGCCAUGAAUGUGUGCUGUAAUAAAAAUGAAUGUCCUGUACAGAAAUGACAUGUUGCUGUGUAAAUAAAGGCUUAGAUUUUUUUGUAGCAUUGAUAUACAGUAUAGCCUUUUUGGCAUAAAACACUUUGAUGUUAACAUUUUAUUGUGAGAUAAAAAACUGUAGGAAGCAUUAAAUUUGAUACUUUUUUUGUUUUACUUUUUUCUAUUUCAAUUUUUAUAUUGAUGACACACACAAAAAAAAGUUAAAAUUAUAAAACCUUAAAUUUUUUGCUGGUCGUACAUGCCAAAGAGUUUGGAAUAGGUUUGCCAAGGCGUGCAGCUAAAUGUUUUACUCUUGACUUCCAGUUUUAUUUUUCUGUCGGCCUCCUUUUUUAAGGGUCAUAAAUGCAACCAGCGGAUUUAGACAUCUGAAUGUGUUUUCCUCAGUCGUAUCUUCCUCAUCAUAGUGUUUGUACAUUUGAUAACAUGUCUUGUGAUACAUGGUCCCAUGAACUGAACUUUAAUGUUUUUCAUAUAGCAACAGGUGUAAGCUCUGCUUUCCUUCGUCAGACCACUUUGUUAAUAUAGUACAGUUUACUGUAGAAAGGGCAGUCACAAUUUAGACCUAUGGUUAUGUACACUGGAGCAAAUAACCUGCUAAAUGCUGUUGUCUUAAAGGAACAGUGCAACCCAAAGGACAAAAAGUUAUUUUUUUCUCACUUACUUUUGAUGGUAUCUAGUUGAUUUUAUCUGUAGGUUCUGAAAUGUGUCUUUAAGAUUUCUCUCUGAGGCAAAGAAAAAAAAAAGGAAAAAAACCCUAAUUCCCCUGUGGCAUUUAGGGGGGGGGGGAAAUAAAACACAGGCAUAAUGGGAAACAACUUCAACAACUGGACAGCACAUACACGGCAUUAAAAAACUUAAGCAAAUAGAGAAACACUGCAAGUUUCACAGUUAACAUUUUCAUGACAUUAUUGGAGAUAUUAACUAAACAGUAAAAGUCCACUACUAGCACGUUCAUCAUCUAGUUGUGCAUGACAGUGUUACUCUAUGCUGUGAAUAUGUCAGCAUAUUGGCAAAUCUUUCUCUGCUUGUUUUUCUUAUUUGAGGUGUAAUUUUCUAAAUGUAUGUACAGUAGCAGUCAAAGGUUUGGACACACUUUCCCAUUGCCUUGAAUGAGAAAGCGUGUCCAAAUUUUUGAAUUGGUACUCUGAAGGAUUUUUUCCUCAUUAGCAUGUGCUGUGUGUAUUUUGUUCUUUAACUGCAGGGCAGUGAGCUUUCUCAGGCAUUCACAGCACAAAAAAUAUUAAAUUUCAAAUGUUCAACUGCAACAUAUUCUUCCAUAAACCAUGUCCUUUGUCACAUAGUUGAAUAAUUCAUAGACCUCACUGUCAACAGUCUUUGUUGGGACUGUUUCUUAGCUGAAAGUUGAAUUUAAAGUAGUGCUUUUAAUGCUGUGAACAUCACCAAUGUUAUUCUGUUAACCUCCAUUUUAUUAGGGUGGCAGCUGAAAUCUGUGUGAUAAACAUCUUAAAACCCUGGCAAACAAUACUUAAAACUAAGUGCAUUGCGAGAUACCGUCAGUGGUAAGUGAGAAAAUACAUUUUUGCUUAUUUUGGGUGAACAGGCCUUUUAACACUAGACUACGCAAGCUGUUUACACACAAUGAAAAUACAUGUAUGAAAUCAGCCUAAAUUACAAAUUCACGUAUACGUUUACUUCAAACAUUUUGCCAAGUUUCACAUGUCUGUCCACAGGAAGGACAGGACUCACCAGCAUCUCGUUGUCUUUUGGUUUAAAGCAUCACAGACCUGUCUGGCUGGUACAUAUGACUGUGCUGUGUGCGCUUUACUGACAACACACAUCACAGUCUCAUCCUUGCCAAGUACAACUUAAACGGAGCAUAAAAUUUGUACCUAGGUUCACAUUCACUGUGAAGUUUGGCAUCAUUUUAGAGCCGAUAGCACCGAGUCUGUUUUUCCCUUAUUCAAAGGAGUUGUAACUGGUGAAAGGUCAUGCUUCCAUUGCUUUUAGGUUAUCAGAAUAAUUAAUAGUAGGUAAUAUCCCAAGGCAGGAGUGCAGCUGUGUGUUUAGAUCUAUGUCCUAUGUAGGUUUUACCAUCAACAUCUUUCUACACCACUCACAACAUACUUUUUUUUCUCCUUUGCAGUGACAGUCAUCCCAUUUUUCUUCCUUUGUCUAGUGAUGGUUUUAUCAUGAGUUUUCAAUCAAACAACCGACGUGUAAAGUAUAAGUCUAUUUCCUACUUGACCCUGAGAGAAAAGAUACUUUGUAUUAAAGAUGUUGUUUAU
Messenger RNA from Scomber scombrus (Atlantic mackerel), 5534 nucleotides. It is a transcript of the gene ctdp1, whose product is annotated as CTD (carboxy-terminal domain, RNA polymerase II, polypeptide A) phosphatase, subunit 1. The transcript has 13 exons. NCBI's taxonomy places the organism in Eukaryota, Metazoa, Chordata, Actinopteri, Scombriformes, Scombridae. The record is from RefSeq and is a predicted model, not a curated record. The coding region runs from base 151 to 3132 and encodes 993 amino acids. Gene Ontology annotation, molecular function: RNA polymerase II CTD heptapeptide repeat phosphatase activity. Gene Ontology annotation, cellular component: nucleus.